Messenger RNA from Eriocheir sinensis (Chinese mitten crab), 1791 nucleotides. Its product is annotated as tigger transposable element-derived protein 1-like. Bases 1 to 1791 code for a protein of 596 amino acids. Gene Ontology annotation, cellular component: nucleus. The transcript has a single exon. NCBI's taxonomy places the organism in Eukaryota, Metazoa, Arthropoda, Malacostraca, Decapoda, Varunidae. The record is from RefSeq and is a predicted model, not a curated record. Gene Ontology annotation, molecular function: DNA binding.
AUGGUUGAAAGGGCCGGUGCUGCAAAGAAGAGAAAGGAGACGAUCACUAUUGAAUUAAAGAAGGAGAUCAUAGAGAAGCACGACCGUGGUGUACGCGUGGUGGACCUGGCCAGGAUGUACAACAAGUCCUCGUCAACCAUUUGCACCAUUUUGAAGAAAAAGGAAGAGUUGAAGGAUCUAGAUGUGGCAAAGGGAGUCACCAGAGUCACCAGGCAACGGCCGCGAGUCCUGGAUGACGUGGAGAAGCUGCUGCUGGUGUGGAUAAGUGAGAAACAAUCGGCUGGCAAUACCGUGUCCGAGGCUGUCAUCUGCGAGAAGGCAAAGGCCCUCUACACGGACCUGUUGAAGAAAACCCUUGGCACGUCCUCUGAGGAUGAGGAGGCUUUCAAGGCCAGCCGAGGGUGGGUUGAGAACUUUAAGAAGAGAACUGGAAUCCACAGUGUUGUGAUGCAUGCGGAGGUUGUGCCAGAGGUUCAGAGGUUUGUUUCCAAGUUCCAAAGGCUCCUGGACAGUGAGGGGUGGCUGCCGCAGCAAGUGUUUAGUUGUGUUGAGACGCGCCUCUUCUGGAAGAGGAUGCCCAAGAGGACCCACAUCACGGCAGAGGAGGAGGCAUUGCCCGGCCACCAGCCAAUGAAGGACAGGCUCACCCUUUUGCUUUGUGGGAAUGUGAGUGGGUCUUUCAAAGUGAAGCCCUUGCUCGUGUACCACUCGGAGAACCCACGAGCCUUCAAGCAAUGUAAAGUCCAGAAGAACCAGCUGAAUGUGAUGUGGAGGGCAGACAAGAAAGGAUGGGUCACACAGACAUUUUUCCUGGAGUGGAUCAACGAAGUCUUUGGCCCCUCUGUGAAGAAAUAUCUUCUGGAAGGAAAUCUGCCCCUCAAGGUUAUGCUCAUCGUGGAGGAUGCCCUUGCCCACCCUCCUGGGCUGGAAGACAACUUGCUGGAGGAAUUCAAGUUCAUCAAGGUUAAGUUCCUUCCUCCCAACUCCACGCCAGUCCUCCGGCCCAUGCACCCGCAGGUCACCUCUAACUUCAGGAAACUUUACACCAAGGCACUGUUCCAGAGGUGCCUCGAGGUGACCCGAGGAACAAGCCUGACCCUUAGAGAGUUCUGGAGGGACCAUUUUCACAUGGUGCACUGCCUCAACAUUAUUGGCAAGGCCUGGGAAGGAGUCACAGUGAGAACCCUCAACUCAGCCUGGAGAAAACUGUGGCCUGAUUCUGUCCCUGAGUUUGGUGCCGAGGGUCUUGUUCCGGUGCAGGAGGAGACUGUAGUGGACGACAUUGUGUCUCUGGGCAAGGCCUUGGGUCUGGAGGUGGAUGCCAGUGAUGUUCAGGAGUUAGUGGAGGAGCACGACCAGGAACCUGCGACUGAUGAACUCCUUGAUCCACACACGGAGCAGCAGAAAGGUGUGGAAGAGAUACCUUCUGGGGAGGAGGAGCGAGGGGAGGAAUCCCUCACUUCCAGAGAGAUAAAGGAGAUGUGUAAAAAGUGGGAAGCUGUGCAAAGUUUUGUGCAGAACCAUCACCCCAAUAAGGCAGUGGCUGGGCGGUGCAUGAACCUUUUUAAUGAUAAGGCCAUGUCGCCUUUUAGAGAAAUCCUGAAACGUAGGCAGAGGCAAGUGUCAUUAGAUAGGUUCCUUGAGAAACUUGCACCCAAGGAAUCCAGCAACCCAAAGUUAAGUGAGCCAGAGCCUGGCCUGAGUGAGGCCAAGCGGCCCAGAAGAGAGCCAGCCCCCGAAAUUGAGUUGCCAGCCACUCUCACGGAAGGAGAUUCUCCUUCCAAGCAGUAA